Molecule: messenger RNA, 3550 nt
Organism: Mugil cephalus (flathead mullet)
Lineage: Eukaryota; Metazoa; Chordata; Actinopteri; Mugiliformes; Mugilidae
Product: fibroblast activation protein, alpha
Exons: 26
Coding region: 299-2536 (745 amino acids)
Biological process (GO): proteolysis
Molecular function (GO): dipeptidyl-peptidase activity; serine-type endopeptidase activity
Source: RefSeq, a predicted model, not a curated record
ACUGGAAGAUAAAAGGCGUCUUUUCUGCUUUCUCACGUUUGUUGAGAGUAUGACUCGCACUCUGGGCGAAAAAGCCACACUUCCUAGUAGUUGUGCGCUCUUGGAAAGUUGGGCUUGCGGACUUCAGGGAGGCAUCUCCGUCGGACCAGUCUCAGGAAUGCAGCGGGAAGUGUAGGAAGCUUUCGGGCGCAGCUCGGUUUUCUUUUGCGGUAAAACCCGGGUGCAUGUCCAAAGUCUUUUAAAACUCCGGCGACGUUUGAGGAUUAUCGGAGACCGAGGCGCCGAUUCCAUCUGCACCAUGGGCUGCAGCAAGGUGAUGUGGGGGGUGAUAGGGGCGGCUGUCGUCAUCACGCUAAUAACAAUCCCAGCAGUUUAUUACAGCAAGUCUGGCCAUGCCAAAAGGCCUUUCACCCUGGUAGAUUACUUCAACGACACCAUCAGAUGGAAACGCUACAAUUUGUAUUGGAUCUCAGAUACGGAGUAUUUGCAUAAAACAAGUGAUGGACACAUCUUCCUCCACAAUGCAGAAACGAAAGAGGAGUCCCUAUAUUUGAGCAAUUCAACCUUUGCCCAAGUGGAUGCAAAUGAUUACUUGUUGUCGGGUGAUCAUAAAUACAUCGCUUUUGAAAGCAAUUACACAAAGAAAUGGAGGCAUUCAUUCACAGCAUCGUAUUCCAUCUACGACAGGGAGAGAUCAACAUUUGUUACACCUGCGAACCUUCCGCCUGUCAUACAGUACUUUGCCUGGGCCCCAACAGGAAACAAAUAUGCCUAUGUCUCAGACUUCAACGUGUUUUUCAAGUCUGAUGUCACUGCUGAAGUCGUACAAGUGACUCGCAAUGGGAAAAAGAAUGAGGUCCUUAAUGGCGUCCCUGACUGGGUCUACGAGGAGGAAGUGUUUGCAUCAAAUGGGGCAAUAUGGUGGUCCUCCACUGGGAGAUUCCUUACUUAUGCGGAGUUUAAUGACACAGACGUUCACAAAGUGGAGUUCUCUUGGUAUGGGUCGGAGCAAUAUCCUCAAACAGUGGCUGUUCCAUACCCAAAGGCUGGAUCAGCCCUUACCAAGGUGAAACUGUUUGUGGUAGACACCACUGAUCCCUCCCGCCGCACGCAGGUCGUUCCACCUGCUCCACUUGCUUCUGGUGAUCACAUUUUGUGCUCGGUGAACUGGGUAACGGACGACCGCGUCGCUGUGCAGUGGCUCACGAGAAAACAGAAUUACGUGGUCGUGCAGAUCUAUGACUUCGACGGAAGUGGCUGGAAAGAAAAGCAGAAAUUUGAGCAGACAAGCAAGACGGGCUGGGUAGGACAUUAUAUGCCCUUGCCUCUUUUCUUUGCUGAAGAUAAGCUCAGCUUCUACAAAGUGAUGAGCGACACCCAGGGCUACAAACAUAUUCAUUAUGUGAAAGAUGGCAAAGCAACCCCAAUUACCUCUGGGAAAUGGGAGGUUAUCUACAUAUCCAAAUUAACAAAAGACGCCAUAUAUUUUGUGAGUAAUCAGUACAAUGGAAUACCUGUGCAGAGAAAUCUCUUCAAAGUUACGAUUGGAAGAAGCCCCUCUGCCCCCCUGUGUCUCACUUGCAGCGUGUACAAAGACAGGUGCCAGUACAAUUCCGCUUACUUCAGCUCUGACGCCUCUUACUACCGGAUGGACUGCUACGGACCUGGAUUGCCCCUCUACACACUUGUGGACAACAGGGAUUCAAAUGCAGAGCCUACCAUUCUUCAAGACAACAAGGAACUGAAAAACAUUCUGUCUGAAAUCCAAAUGCCGACUGUGCAAUAUGGCUCCUUGAAGGUUGCAGGAUUUGAUCUUUGGUACGAAAUGAUGUUACCACCGAAUUUCAAGAAGUCUAAAAAAUAUCCUCUUCUUAUUGAUGUUUACGCCGGCCCCUGCAGUCAAAGUGUGUCCUAUCGCUUCAAGCUGAGCUGGGCCACGUAUCUCUCAAGUUCGCUCGGGAUCAUCGUCGCCAGCUUUGAUGGACGGGGAAGCGGUUACCAAGGUGACGAAAUAAUGCACUCAAUCUACAGACGCCUCGGGACGUUUGAAGUGGAAGAUCAGAUAACAGCGGUCAGAAAGUUCAUUGAUAUGGGUUUUAUCGACAAAGACAGAAUAGCAAUAUGGGGCUGGUCAUACGGUGGCUAUGUCUCGUCAAUGGCCUUGGGUGCCGGAACUGGACUCUUCAAGUGUGGAAUUGCAGUGGCCCCGGUUGCCAAGUGGGAAUAUUAUGAUGCGGUGUACACUGAGCGCUACAUGGGCAAACCCACGGAGAAUUCAGAUUCCUACCAGAACUCCUCAGUGACAUCCAGAGCCAAGAACUUCAGAAAAGUAGAGUACCUGCUGGUUCACGGCACGGCCGAUGACAAUGUCCACUUCCAGCAGGCCGCACAGAUCUCCAAAGCUCUGGUGGAUGAGCAAGUGGAGUUUGAGACGAUGUGGUACGCUGACAAGGACCACGGUCUCACAGGAUCAGCCUACCCUCAUAUAUACACCCUCAUGAGUCACUUCCUGCAGAAAUGCCUUAAUCCCAAAUAGAUGUGAACUCUGUGACAACAUCUGUGAUUACUUUUUUUUUCCUUUUUAUUUGUGUUUUUUUACUCCUACAAACACUCAGAAAGGCCAUACUGAGUUUGUUUUUAAGAUGUUUAUAUGUGUAACAGACGUUGGAUUGGUCAUACAAAUGAAUGUUUGUAUUUUAUCUAGAAUUUCGUUCAAAAUAUGUGACAAAAAUAAAAGCCAUUGCAUGCAUUUACACCUGGAAACAUUUUGAUUUGAAUGUGAUCAGUCAUGGAAAAUAAAAGUCCAUUUUCUCGAGGACUUUUAGCAUAAUUUUCAGGUACUAGUAGUUCUAUUUAAAGCCACUUUGCGCUUUCACUCCACUGCAUUUGAAAGGGAAACAUUGUAGUUUUGUUUUGAACAAGCUUUAAAAGUACAAGGCAUUGUCCAGUAUUGAACAAAUGGUUUGCAGAAUUUUUCUCUCCUGAAAUCUUACAAAUGUAAAAUUUGAGUAUUGUGGUUAAUAUGUUCUAUUUCUGCUUACAUGCUUUUAUUUCAGUAAACUUAAGUACACUGAUGCUUCGGUACUGUCAAUCUAAUGAUUCCAUAUAUAAUAGUGUUUCACUCAGAGGGACCAACCCAGUAAGAUUUCUACGUUUUGCUGCUACACUGCAAAAAAUCCUUGUAUCAAAGAAAGUAUCUUAUAUUUUGUUCAGAGACAAGGACUUUGUGCUUAUUUUAAUAAUUUCUGUCAAGCAAAGAAAGUUUAACCCACUGGCAGAUUUUUUCUUUUCUUAAUACAAGAUGAUUUGAUUGAAUAUAAGAAUAUUUUUGCUUCUUUCUUGUAAUGCUGUGUUUUUCAGUGUAGUACAUAUGUACUUUUACUCAAGUAGGAGUAUUUUUACUAUGUUGUGAAGAACCUGAAUACUCCACCACAGAACAUUGUAACCAACAGUAGAUCAAUUGCACUGCACUGAUUUGUUGUAGAGUGGUGUCAUUUGUGUUUAAGUUGUGUUCUAAUGCCGGCAAAAUAAAGAGUGCUUUGAAAUAUAA